AUGGACCAUAGGUGGCAAUUCUUGCCAAAACGGCCUUCCGACGUCCCGUCGGGACAUUUCUGGCUAUUUGGACAAAAAACGGGAUCACCUAGACUUAUUUAUGACAAAGUGACAGCAUUUUUCAUAUUUUUGGUUAUUUGUGCAAAAUCGGGGCUGGACCCGAUGAAGGGUGUGACAGCAACCAAGGGAAAUGAGUUUGAAGACUACUUUCUUAAGCAUGAACUGCUUAUGGGAAUUUAUGAAAAGGGCUUUGAGAGACCAUCUCCAAUCCAAGAGGAAAGCAUUCCAAUUGCUCUAAUUGGAAGUGACAUUUUGGCUAGGGCCAAAAAUGGAACUGGGAAGACUGCUGCCUUCUGCAUUCCUGCUUUAGAGAAAAUUGAUCAAGACAAGAAUGCGAUUCAAGCUGUUAUUCUUGUCCCAACUCGAGAAUUGGCCUUCCAAACAUCCCAAGUUUGUAAAGAACUGGGAAAGCACUUAAAAAUUCAAGUUAUGGUUACCACGGGGGGGACUAGCUUAAAGGAUGACAUUAUAAGACUGUAUCAGCCAGGACCAGCUUUAUCUUCUUGCUACUUAAAUGGGGACUCCAGUGAACAGUGA
Messenger RNA from Nicotiana tabacum (common tobacco), 597 nucleotides. NCBI's taxonomy places the organism in Eukaryota, Viridiplantae, Streptophyta, Magnoliopsida, Solanales, Solanaceae. The record is from RefSeq and is a predicted model, not a curated record.